Molecule: messenger RNA, 1246 nt
Organism: Kickxella alabastrina
Lineage: Eukaryota; Fungi; Kickxellomycota; Kickxellomycetes; Kickxellales; Kickxellaceae
Exons: 1
Coding region: 7-843 (278 amino acids)
Molecular function (GO): hydrolase activity, acting on ester bonds
Source: RefSeq, a predicted model, not a curated record
AAAAAAAUGGGCGCCAAUACAGAAAUCGUUUACGACGCGCACUGCCAUAUCCACGAGACGCCCGAAUCGUACGCGGCCCUGGACCAGCACAAGCACAUUGUGUACUGUGUGCAGGGGACCAACUACGCCGACUGGCAGGCUGUGGUGGAGCUGAAGGCGCGGCACGGAGACCAGAUCAUCCCGGCGUUUGGUGUGCACCCGUGGUUUGCCGGUGGAGUCGAGUCGGGUGAGAUCCCGGCGGACUGGCAGGCAAGGCUCAGGCGGCUGGUGACGCAGCACGGCGGGAUUGUCGGCGAGUGCGGGUUGGACAAGGCGGCGCGCAGCCCGGCAACCGGCGAGGUGUACCCGCUCGAGCCACAGCUGGUGGUGCUGCGCGCACAGCUGGACAUUGCAUGCGAGCUGGGCGUAGGCGUGUCUGUGCACUGCGUGCGGGCGUUCGGGGCGCUGGGCGACGCGCUUCGUGAGGCUGAGCGCUGUGGGCGGCUGCCGCCACGCAUCAUGCUUCACUCGUACAGCGGGUCGGCCGACAUGCUGGCGCAGGUUUUUUUCAAGGGCGAAGUGGGCAGGCGCAUGUUUGUCAGCUUCUCAAGGGCAGUCAACGGACGCAGCGCCAAAAGGGCGGCGCAGUGCAUGCAGGCUGCGCCGGAGAGCCAGAUUCUGGCCGAGUCCGAUUUGCACGACGCUGCGGCAACAGCGGGCGCCUUGGACGCCAUCACGGCCCUGAUUGCGGAGGCGCGUGGGUGGUCGGGGGACGAGGCCCGUGAGCGGCUGGCAGCCAAUGCACGCCGCUUUUUCAUUGCUGGGAGCGAAGAAGGCACUUUAAAUGCACAUUGUUCGAAUUGAAGCAGAUGACUUGUGCUAUUUAUAAGCCAUUGGCGUUGUUUUUUGCCAUUAGCCAACUCUGUUUUUAUUUUUGGACAGCGACUGCAUUGUCAGAUUGCUGGAUUGUUGGUGUUGGGUUUUGGGUUGGGUUUGGGUUGGGUUGGGAGCGGAGGAGUUAGGCAAUGGAUUGUUGGGUUGGGAGCGGAGGAGUUAGGCAAUAGUGCGUGCUAAGCUGGCGCUUGCAUCUUGUUUUCUAUGUCCAAGCGGUUCAGGUUUUGUUUGCUACUGCUCCAUUUGAACAAUCAGCAAUUGUCCAUUUAUGUAUCUGCGUGUGGGGAGUGUAUUUGCGUGAUGUGUGAUCUUUGGGAUGUAUGAGAUGGAGGCAGGGCAGGGCAGGGCAGGGCAGGGCAGGGCAGGGCAGGGC